ACUACGGGGAGUCGAAUGGGACACUUCCAUGUAGCUGUCGGACGGGAGCGUUAGCGGAGCAUCUCUCCCUGAACAUGGCGGCUCAUCUUAAAAGACGAGUUUACGAGGAGUUUUCCAAAACUCAGGUUGUACAGAUCCCCCAUGAAGAAGCCCCGGCCAAGAAGUUGCGUCUGUCCAAACCCAGUAAGUCUGCGGCUCUGCACGUCGACCUCUGCAAGGCCACCAACUCCACGGACGCCCUGCAGUACCUGCUGCACUUCGCCCGCAAGCCCGUGGAGGCGGAGAGCGUGGAGGGCGUGAUCCGGAUCCUGUUGGAGCACUACUAUAAGGAGACGGAUAUCUCGGUGAGGCUGAAGAUCGCCUCUCUGCUGGGUCUGCUGUCCAAAACACAGGGUUUUGGCCCCGACUGCAUCGUUGACGACGCCAUUAACGCUCUCGGCAACGAAAAGUCCCAUCAGGUCCUUGCUCAGCUGCUGGACACUCUGCUGGUCAUCGGCACACAACUACCUGAGAGUCCUACAAUCCGACAGAGGCUCAUAGAGGUGGCCUGCAAGCACCUGUCCGAUACUUAUUUCGGCGUGAGGAACAAGUGUCUGCAGCUGCUGGGAUGUCUCGGCCUGGUGGACGCUCCUCUGAACAAAGACGGCGAGGGACCGGGCCCGUUGACAGGAGUAGUGAGGGACGUCCAGAGUAUCAUCAGCGACUACUUUGGAGACCAGGACCCCCGAGUCCGCACUGCAGCCAUCAAAGCCAUGCUUCAGCUGCACGAGAGAGGAAUGAAAAUUCAUCAGAUCAUUUAUGAGCAGGCCUGCAGGCUGCUGUCGGACGACUACGAGCAGGUCCGCUCUGCGGCGGUUCAGAUGGUUUGGGUGCUCAGCCAGUUGUACCCAGAGAGCAUCGUGCCCAUCCCGUCGUCCAACGAGGAGAUCCGACUGGUUGACGACGCGUUCGGGAAGAUCAGUCACAUGGUCAGCGACGGCUCCUGGAUGGUUCGGGUGCAGGCCGCCAAGACGCUGGGUUCGAUGCUGCAGGUCAGUCCUCACUUCCUGGAGCAAACUUUGGACAAGAAGCUGAUGUCAGAUCUCAGAAGGAAGCGAACGGCGCACGAACGGGCCAAGGAGCUCUUUGCUUCCGGCGAGUUCUCCUCCGGCAGGAAGUGGGCCGAUGACGCGCCCAAGGAGAAACUGGACAGCAACACCGUCUACCUCAUCGCCUCCGGGGCCUGCGGCGCCUUCGUCCACGGCCUGGAGGACGAGAUGUUUGAGGUCCGUAUCGCGGCGGUGGAGGCGUUGUGCCAGCUGGCUCGGUCUUCCGCCAGCUUCGCCGAGAAGUGUCUCGACUUCCUGGUGGACAUGUUCAACGACGAGAUCGAGGAAGUACGGCUGCAGUCCAUCCACGUGCUGAGGGAGAUCUCCACCCACAUCACUCUCCGAGAGGACCAGCUGGACACCGUGCUGGCAGUGCUGGAGGACAAGUCUCGUGACAUCAGGGAAGCUCUCCACGAGUUACUGUGUUUCACCAACGUCUCCACCAAAGAGUGUAUCCAGCUGGCUCUGCUGGAGCUGCUGAAGAACCUCAACAAGUAUCCCACCGACCGCAACUCCGUCUGGAAGUGUCUGAAGUUCGUUGGUUCUCGCCACCCGACUCUGGUGUUGCCGCUGGUUUCUGAACUGCUCAGCACCCACCCAUACUUCGACACGCCGGAGCCCGACAUGGACGAUCCGGCCUACAUCGCGGUGCUGGUGCUGGUGUUCAACGCUGCCAAGUCGUGCCCCACCAUGCCGGCGCUGUUCUCCGACCACACCUUCAGACACUACGCCUACCUGAGGGACAGCUUGUCACACCUGGUGCCGCCGCUCAGGUUGCCGGGCAGGAAGCAGGUCUGCGGUCUGGACCCGGUGGACUCAGGCAGCGGUUCGGGCUCUGUGGAAUCGGCUCAGCUCUUCCUUCAGCAGAGUCUGAACAGGGUCAGCACCAUCCAGAACCUGGAGGCACCAGGAGCUCAGGACCUGCUGGACUUCACCAUACGAGACCUGCUGCGUCUGGGUGAACUGCAGACGGAACUCGCCGGAGCUGCUGAUUUCUGUGCCACAUACCUGCGCUGCCAACUGCUACUCAUGAAGGCUCUGCAGGAGAAGCUGUGGAACAUGGCCGUCCCUCUCUGCCUCAAACAAAACGUCACGGCCACAGCAGCAGCCCAACAGAUCUUAGAGGAAACCUACAAGCUGGAGUUCCUGUACAGCGGUCUGGACAGCAGACAGGUGGCCACCAUACAUCACGUCCGCCUGCAGGCCAAAGCUCUGCAGCUCGUCCUGACGGCUCGCACCAGGCAGGGGUUGGAUCCUCUCCUCAGCAGCUGUGAGAAGUUUCUGCAGGAUGUCGAUUCUUUUCAGAGGCUGUUCCUGACGGAGCUGCCCCACCUCCAGGACAGUUUUGUGGACAAACUCCUGGAGCUGAUGCCCCGACUGUCGUCCAGUAAACCUGCGGAGCUGGUGAAGAUCCUGCAGACCACCCUGAGGCAGAGCGGCCUGCUGCAGCUCAAACUGCCCCAACAGAUCCACCGGGCCACCGCCACCAUCAUCGAGCCGACGGGGGAGUCCGACAAUCCGCUGAGGUUCACGUCGGGCCUGGUGGUGGCGCUGGACAUCGACGCCACACUGGAGCACGUCCAGGAUCCGCAGAGCAGCGUGAAAGUACAGGUUCUGUAUCCAGAUGGCCAGAGUCACGUGAUCCAUCCUAAACCUGGAGACUUCAGAAAGCCCGGACCUGACAGACACAGACUCAUCACGCAGGUCUACCUCUCACACACGGCGUGGACAGAGCCGUCUCAGAUUGAGGUGCGCCUCCUGCUGGCCUACAGCUCCUCCUCCUCUUCUUCGGCUGCCAAGGAGGGCUGGAGCGACAGCGUCGACGGCGUCCCGCCACCCGAGGCCGCCGUCGAGGGAACCAUUCAGUUCAGCAAGCCGGUCAAAGUCUUCAUCAUGCCCAAACCUGCCCGACGCUGACGAAACCCACAAUGGAAGAGAAACACGGACGAGACUCGAGACAUUGUUUCUAGUGAGGACAAACCAAUGAAGAUUAGUUUUCUAAUUUUAUUUUUGCUGUAGCAAACAAGCAGACGAACGUUCACCUCAUCGAAAAUGAUCUGUACACUCAUCAGCAGUGAUCUGGUCGAAUGUACAUGAAUUUCAUUACUCAGUUUGAUGUCAAGUAAACUUUGGAACUAUUUACUGACAAACUGAAUUUCUCCAUGUUGCGGCGACGGUUAGUCGACAGGUUUUAUCUCUUCAUCUAGAACCGAAUAUACAAAGAUGAGUUCACAGAUUUCUAAACAUAAAGAUUUCUAUUAAUUCUCUCUAAAAAGUGGCCAGUGAUCUUCUGCAGCGCAGCGCUGACAAACGCUGAGAGCUUGACGGCGUAGCCACCUUUUCAUUUAGCGAAACCCAAGCCUGUGGUGUCACGGUUCACUACAGGCUUCCUCCCCCGUCGUCUGUAGGUGCAGCCAGACAAGGGGACACCUUCAACAGGUGGAGUGGAAGACCCCGCCCACCUUGGCGCCCUGGCCGGCAAGUUUGUUGUACUCGGCCACGGCCUUCUCCGUCUGCAGGACUCUGACGUCGACGCCGUUCUGCUUCACAAAGUCCAGAGUGGCGGAGGGAACCUGAGAGAAGAGACGACGAUGGACAGACAUGAGAACAGGACAGAAGAAGACAGACUUUCUUUCAUCUGCUCACGGAAAUUUCACGAAAUAACGUGAAAGUGUUUUUUUUCGUGAAAGUGUGGCGUUAGUGAUACUGAUCGGAGCAAUUCGCUAUCAUAGUCAUUAAACUGCUGCGUUGAUAUUACAUUUGAUAUUAAAUCUUUUCUUCCUUUGUGUCCUGUCCUAAUAAAGUUAAUUCUCAUCAGAAUGAAUUCUCAAAACGA
Scophthalmus maximus (turbot) is the source of this 3924-nucleotide messenger RNA. RefSeq names its product integrator complex subunit 4 (gene ints4). Gene Ontology annotation, biological process: snRNA processing. The transcript is spliced from 24 exons. The record is from RefSeq and is a predicted model, not a curated record. Gene Ontology annotation, cellular component: integrator complex. NCBI's taxonomy places the organism in Eukaryota, Metazoa, Chordata, Actinopteri, Pleuronectiformes, Scophthalmidae. The coding region runs from base 75 to 3005 and encodes 976 amino acids.